AUGGAGACGGUAGUGGCCGUGUCAUUGCCUCCGCCGAACCAAGCGGAGAUGGACGAGCUGCGAAUGCAAAGCGUGGAACGUGUGGCGGCGUCGUCAUGUCAGUUCAAUCAAAUGACCUACGAACAGCUUGUUCAGUUUCAUGCGCAACAAGAAGCCAUGUCGAAACGGUUGGAGGAAGAAUCGAACCGUCAACUGAUCAUGGCCGCAGCGAUGGAGAAGAAUCGCCUGGAGCAAGAGGCGGUGCAAAUCGCGCUGUUGCAGCAACAAGAGUACUUAGUCCGUCAACAAGAAGAACUCAAGCGGGCCAUGGCAAACCAGGCCAAGGCCACGGCGUAG
This is a messenger RNA of Aphanomyces astaci, 336 nucleotides long. RefSeq lists its product as hypothetical. The record is from RefSeq and is a predicted model, not a curated record. NCBI's taxonomy places the organism in Eukaryota, Oomycota, Saprolegniomycetes, Saprolegniales, Verrucalvaceae. The transcript has a single exon. Bases 1 to 336 code for a protein of 111 amino acids.